Pestalotiopsis fici W106-1 is the source of this 2562-nucleotide messenger RNA. RefSeq lists its product as uncharacterized. The record is from RefSeq and is a predicted model, not a curated record. The transcript is spliced from 2 exons. Bases 1 to 2562 code for a protein of 853 amino acids. Gene Ontology annotation, cellular component: plasma membrane. Gene Ontology annotation, biological process: intracellular magnesium ion homeostasis; magnesium ion transmembrane transport. Gene Ontology annotation, molecular function: magnesium ion transmembrane transporter activity. Lineage: Eukaryota; Fungi; Ascomycota; Sordariomycetes; Amphisphaeriales; Sporocadaceae.
AUGUCACAAUUACCAUCAAAUACGUCUGGCACACCCGCGGGUCCUUCCAAGCCUUCCGUUGUCGGUUCGCAAGCUGCCUCUCCCAAUGAAGCCUCCAUGGCUCAAAAGAAGAAGAAGCAUCGCGGCGGCCGCAAGCACCGCCGCCCACGACGAAAGUCCUUUGCGGCCCUCCCCGAAGAUGACGGCGACAGCGUGCAAGGCGGAGAGAGAGAGUCUGCCGCCCUGAGCAGCGGUGCCUUUUACAUGCAGGCACGCCGCACGAGCAACGAAAGUCUCGACGACCAGGCAUUGCUCGACCACCGCGGGUAUCCCUUUGGCUCGAGACCCCGCCGGCCCUCCAUCCUCGCUUCGUCGAUCCAAUAUCCUUCGCAGCAGGGCGACAGAGACUCUGUUGCUCGGAGACGACCAAAUUCGGGACGCCGAGAUAGCGACGUCGAGGAGGAGGGACCUACUGCCGAGAGCGAGGUAGAGCCUCUACUUGCAGGUUCGCUUUUGCGAGAAGCCGGCCAACGCAAGGGCUAUGGCGCCAGCGAUAUGCGACCCAGAUUCGAGAGGCGUGGAUCGAGCGGAUCUAGCAAGAGAAGGUUCAAUGCUCCCGCCACGCCGUCAGGGGACAAGUACAAUGUGAAUUAUCCUCCGUCGAUGCCGCCCUCGCCCACAUUGGGUGCCUCGGUCGUCAAUUUUGGCGAUGAGAUGAUGCGGGAAGAGUUGAACGCUGCCCUUUCCCAGUCGACCAACCACUUGCUCGACGACGGGACUCCUAUGCAUGGCUCGGCAUCGUUGCAACGGCGGCAUACUAUAGCACUCCAGGCCGAAGACGACGUGUGCUACCCUCAGGAGGGCAUGUCGGAAAUCGCAGACGAAGACACGCAACCGUCGCAGGAGCAGCGCAACCGUCGUGGUCGCAAGCGCCGAGACCGAUGGCCCGACUUGUCUGUUCUCGAGGAUUGGUCAGUGUUUGAAAAGGAAAUCAUUGACAGAAACGAGGAAAGGCGGAUCAAGAAGAUUACAGAGCCGCAACUCAUCAAUGGUAGGCUUCGCCCAACGCAAAAGGGCUGGUUCAAGGCCGAGGAGGACGCGCCGUACCGAUUCACAUAUUUCAGUGAAGAGCUACAGAGCACAAUCCACAGCCAGACUAUUUCCGAACUCGUGCAACCCGAUUCGAGCUUUCAGGAGCUAUUCCUGCCAGAGCCACCCAUCUUGUCCGAUUCUGAAUCCGAGACGGAAGAAGAGGCGCUCCUGACAGCCCAUUUUUCUGCACGAGGCUCCGUCAAGGGUAGCGAGACUGGUUACAGUACCAAAGUUCCGACCAGACAGCCUUCCUUGGCUCAACCGCAACGAGCCUUUGAUGAGCCAGGCCUCGGUAAUAGCAGGCCCCUUUCACCCAGGCAAGUACCAGGUGGUUCCGGCGAUGCAUCACGACAACAGUCGGGUGAAGCUACACCUGUUGGCAACGGCAACGGCAAUGGGAAUGGGAUCAAGUCUCCACCUCAUGGGAUCGACUUCAAGUCGCCGGAACCAUUUUCCCAAAAGCCUGUCCGUUUUGGCGAUCGCCCCGUCUGGUGGCUCGAUAUCCUGUCACCGACAGCGGACGAGAUGAAGGUCAUUCAAAAGACCUUUGGCAUCCAUCCCUUGACUUCGGAAGAUAUCAUGCUGCAGGAACAACGCGAAAAGGUUGAACUGUUUCGACACUAUUACUUUGUAUCGUAUCGAUCGUUUGAUCAGGACGAAGAGAGUGAUAAGCACCUGGACCCUGUCAACAUUUACGUUGUUGUUUUCCGCGAAGGAAUCAUCAGUUUCCACUUUGACCACACGCCACACCCUGCGAAUGUGCGACGGCGCAUCAGACAACUGCAAGACUACAUUGUCCUCAGCGCCGACUGGAUCAGCUAUGCCAUCAUUGACGACAUUACCGACGUCUUUGGUCCUCUGGUCCAGCACAUUCAAGAAGAAGUUGAUGAUAUUGAGGAUGCGAUAUUGUCGUUGAAUGCUCAGUCACAACCCCAGGCGAAGCGGCGAAAAGAGGAUGCAGAUGAAAAGUCGGUGGCUGCAACAGGGGCUGUGGAGCAAAAUGACGGCGACAUGCUGCACCGAAUCGGCCAGUGUCGCAAAAAGGCAACAGAACUCCUCAGAUUGUUGGGCAACAAGGCAGAUGUCAUUAAAGGGUUUGCCAAGAGGUGCAACGAGCAUUAUGAGGUUGCACCACGAAGCGAAAUUGGUCUUUACCUGGGAGAUAUUCAGGAUCACAUAAUUACCAUGACGGGAAAUCUCAUGCAUGCUGACAAAACCCUGGGCGUAUCUUCCAACACCUAUCUUGCACAAAUCAACAUUCUCAUGAACAAGCGAGCCGAGCAGACCAAUGACAUGCUCAACAAACUGACGGUCCUCGGUACCAUUGUGCUCCCCAUGAACAUCAUUACUGGUCUUUGGGGUAUGAAUGUGUGGGUACCAGGCCAAGAGUACGAAGGCGACUUGACGUGGUUCUGGUGUAUCACGGCAGGUCUGGUGGCAUUUGGUACUGCCUGUUACCUGACGGCUACGCGGGUCUACAAGAUUGCUUGA